Rhagoletis pomonella (apple maggot) is the source of this 1300-nucleotide messenger RNA. RefSeq names its product DNA-directed RNA polymerase II subunit RPB7-like. Gene Ontology annotation, cellular component: RNA polymerase II, core complex; P-body. The record is from RefSeq and is a predicted model, not a curated record. Gene Ontology annotation, molecular function: single-stranded DNA binding; translation initiation factor binding; single-stranded RNA binding. Bases 192 to 713 code for a protein of 173 amino acids. The transcript has 5 exons. Gene Ontology annotation, biological process: transcription initiation at RNA polymerase II promoter; positive regulation of nuclear-transcribed mRNA poly(A) tail shortening; DNA-templated transcription. Lineage: Eukaryota; Metazoa; Arthropoda; Insecta; Diptera; Tephritidae.
UUCCCAUAAUGCAACCCUGCUGACCACCUUCUACUGCUGUCAUCUUUGACAAUUGACUAUAGUGAAAUUAAUGCCGCUGCUGUUUACAAUUUUCUCUGAUUUAAUAAACAAUUUUGCGCUGAUAUUUUGCACUUUUGCUUUUAAAAUACCAUUUGUGCUUUUUUGUUCAUUAAAUAUACCAGCAAUUUAUAAUGUUUUACCACAUCUCCCUCGAGCAUGAGAUUCUCUUGCAUCCGCGUUAUUUCGGUCCACAAUUGCUGGAGACGGUUAAACAGAAACUUUAUACAGAAGUAGAAGGUACAUGCACGGGGAAGUAUGGAUUUGUGAUAGCGGUGACCACAAUCGAUCAAAUUGGCUCAGGUGUCAUACAGCCCGGACAGGGAUUUGUAGUGUAUCCAGUAAAAUAUAAGGCGAUUGUAUUCCGGCCGUUCAAGGGAGAAGUGCUGGAUGCAGUUGUAAAGCAAAUUAACAAAGUAGGCAUGUUUGCUGAAAUUGGGCCACUAUCGUGUUUCAUUUCACAUCACUCUAUACCAGCUGACAUGCAAUUCUGUCCAAACGGCAAUCCACCGUGCUACAAAUCAAAAGAUGAGGAUGUCGUAAUUUCUGGUGAAGAUAAAAUACGCUUAAAGAUUGUCGGUACACGUGUGGAUGCCACUGGUAUUUUCGCAAUCGGCACACUGAUGGACGAUUACCUAGGUUUAGUAUGCAGUUAAUUUGAUGUAGAUGCUUGGAUGUGGUACUAAAUAAUUUGCGACUCGUUUUUUAUAAAUAUACAUAUGUAUGCAUAGGUUGCGUUCAGAAAUGCAUCAAGCCAAAGCAUCAGUUACAGUCGCUACAACAACAACAAUCAGUCUCUUUUAUUUCUAAACUAUAAUUGAUGGAAAUGUCAAACAUGCGCAACCACGGUUAAAAGCCGAAUGUAACAUGGUUGCGUAAAUAAGACAUUUCCAUUAAUUAUAAUUUAGAAAUAAGAGAUUGGUUGUUGUUGUUGUGCUUUGCUUUGGCUUGAUGCAUUUUUAAACGCACUCACACACAUGUCUAUGUUAGAAUAUAUGUAAUAUUUAUGUAGAUAUACAUAUGUAUAUGAGAAAGAAAUACAUUUAAUUCUAAUUGAAUUUAAACACGAAAAUUGCCGUUUAUAUAAACAUAUUUUUUCUAUGCGUUAAAUAUACAUAUUUUAUUUUUUUUAUUUUUAAGGAACAACAUACAUAAGUAAAAUAUGAAUGUUUAAAAACAAUGACUAAUAUGCAAUUCGAAAUUAACGAUAUACGCGUUUUACAUUCAUACAAGCGUGUGUAAA